This is a messenger RNA of Sander lucioperca (pikeperch), 984 nucleotides long. Its product is annotated as odorant receptor 131-2-like. Lineage: Eukaryota; Metazoa; Chordata; Actinopteri; Perciformes; Percidae. The record is from RefSeq and is a predicted model, not a curated record. The transcript has a single exon. The coding region runs from base 1 to 984 and encodes 327 amino acids. Gene Ontology annotation, molecular function: G protein-coupled receptor activity. Gene Ontology annotation, biological process: G protein-coupled receptor signaling pathway. Gene Ontology annotation, cellular component: membrane.
AUGGCAAAUGCAAUUCAAUCUCAGACCAACAUCACUGUUGGACAAGGAUUACUGGAAAGAGCGUUAUUUUGUACUCUUACUACAGUGCCAUGCUGUGUGUUUCUCUUCAUUAAUGGGACCAUGUUAUUCACCUUGAGGAGUAAAACUGUGUUUUGUGAGACCUCACGUUACAUUCUUCUGUUUAACCUCCUUAUUGCAGACACUGUACAGCUGGCACUGAGUCAGUUACUGUACAUACUGGCUGCUUGUAGAAUAAGGCUGAUGUAUCCUUUAUGUGGUGUUCUCACCAUGCUUUCUGAUCUAACAAAUGAAAUCUCUCCUCUCACACUGGUGGUGAUGUCUCUGGAGAGAUAUGUAGCUGUGUGCUACCCACUGAGGCACUCUACCAUCAUCACCAUCAGAAACACUGAAGUGGCUAUCAUUGUGGUUUGGGUUUUCAGUUCACUAAAUGUCCUCACAAAAGUUAUUUUACUGUUAGAUUUUCCAUUUGAAAACCUGGAGAGCCUGCAAAUGAAAUAUUUUUGUGCUAGAGAAAACAUGCUACUUGGCCGGAUGUCUGACAAUUAUGACAAAGCGUUCACCUAUUUUCUGUUUGUAUCAGCGGGUGUGGCAGUCACUUCCUCCUAUAUUGGUGUGAUGAUAGCAGCCAGGUCAGCUUCCACAGACAAAGCCUCAUCCCGAAAAGCUCGUAACACACUACUGCUGCAUCUGGGGCAGCUGGGCCUCAGUCUCUCCUCAACCAUACACAACCCAUUGCUUAUAGCUAUGUCAAAGGUCCUAGACAGAAUUAUAUUAGUGCGCAUCCAAAUUUUCCUUUAUGUGUGUAUUAUCAUUUUCCCAAGAUGUCUGAGUUCUCUCAUCUAUGGAAUCAGAGACCAGACCAUCAGGCCUAUCCUUAUAUACAAUCUUUGCUGUCAGUGGAGACACUCACUUUCCCUCUCAGUCAUCUCAACCAAGGCAAAAAUCUGCAUGCAUACUUCAUAG